UAAUAUGCGUGGUACUUUAGAACAAUGCUAGCGGCCUGUGGCUGACAUUGGUAUUUAAUUUUAUCGACUUCAACAGGUUUAAAGAGAUGGGAAAACUUCUUGAUGUUACGAGUAUCACAGACAAGAGGUUUUACGGUUGUUGAAGCAGUCAAAGCAAGGAGUUAGUCUCAAAAUUAUACACGAAGGUUGUUUUUUUUUUUUUUUUCAAGAUGUUUUGCUUUGCAUGAAAUGGUGAUCGGAAAACUGUAAUAACUGCGGCAGCUUAAAAAAAAUAGUAUUUGAUUUAUAAAACAGCAGAGAAAAAGGUUGGGAGUGAUAUUUAAUUUAAAUUAGAAACGCUUUAACUUAAAAUAUAUGUAGAAACAGGAAUUCGAGAUGAGUGGCUUGUGAUCUCGGAUUGUCCCGUUUGCCAUCAGCAAUGGAAAUGAAAAACGGAAGCCAGGUACUAGAUAAAAACUUUGUCAGUUGGCCGUCAAACCAAAGACUAGAUGUUGGUGAUCUUCUGACCACGGAACAGAGACGCCAGACAAACCUGAUUUUAUCUUGUGGAGUGAGUACACCAGUAGCUUUGAUAGGUUUCUUGGGCAACCUAGCCAACCUGGUCAUCCUAGCCAAGCAAGGACUAGGCGACAGCGUCAACAUCUCCUUGGCAGCGCUGGCCCUGGGCGACCUUGCUUACGUCAUAAUAGUGUUGUCGUUUAGCUUGAUGUGCUUCUCGCCAGACACCGAUCCAGUAGUCCAGAACAACAAAGGACAGCAGUAUGUGCCCCAGGCCGCCAUGCUGCGGAUCGCUGUGGCCAGGAUCUCUAGUGGGAUCAUGGCGCUGAUAGCCGCAGAGCGAUGUCUGUGUGUGAUGGUGCCGUUAAAGGUCAAGAGGUUAGUCACGUUCAGGUGCACGACCGUUGCCGUUAUCGCCAUCUACAUCGCGGUGCUGGUGCUGUUCGUGCCGGUGCUGAUGAUGCUGGAGGUGAAGUGGUUUCCGGCGGAUGGUAACCGCACAGUGGCGCUUGCCGUACCCACAGAGUUUUACAUCCGCAACGAGCACUUCCUCAGUACCUUCAGUGACCUGGUCAUCUCCGUUGUGCUACCGUUGUCGCAGAUUAGCCUUGUCAUCGUCUGCACACUUCUGACGGUUGUGCGUUUGAAGGCGUCUUCUUUCUGGAGACAGUCGAUGUCUCAGGCAAAUGCUGUCAUAGUAGACGAAAAAACGUCCAAACUGUCGAAACUUCUGAUUACCAUCGCUGUCAUCUAUAUCGUGUGCUCGACGCCUGGAGUUAUCGCUACACUUGUCAGACUCUUUAUCCCAGAGUUCAAUCUUAAUCGCCAGUAA
Messenger RNA from Pomacea canaliculata, 1330 nucleotides. Its product is annotated as neurotensin receptor type 2-like. Gene Ontology annotation, molecular function: G protein-coupled peptide receptor activity. NCBI's taxonomy places the organism in Eukaryota, Metazoa, Mollusca, Gastropoda, Architaenioglossa, Ampullariidae. Gene Ontology annotation, cellular component: membrane. Gene Ontology annotation, biological process: neuropeptide signaling pathway. The record is from RefSeq and is a predicted model, not a curated record. The coding region runs from base 419 to 1330 and encodes 303 amino acids. The transcript is spliced from 2 exons.